Messenger RNA from Amaranthus tricolor (Joseph's coat), 628 nucleotides. Its product is annotated as calcium-binding protein KIC. Lineage: Eukaryota; Viridiplantae; Streptophyta; Magnoliopsida; Caryophyllales; Amaranthaceae. The record is from RefSeq and is a predicted model, not a curated record. Bases 194 to 565 code for a protein of 123 amino acids. The transcript has a single exon. Gene Ontology annotation, molecular function: calcium ion binding.
ACAUACGUUUUAACCAAAAAAAAAUUCCAAAGUCAUAUGCCCCACUAAAUGUUGCACCUUCCUAGAAACUCUUUAUACACUCACUAUUAAUUCAACCCUUAAGAUAGAGUCAUGUUCAUAUAAAAAGUGCCUAUUUAAGGCAUUCAAAAUUUGUCAAAACUUAAAAAUACUCACAUUUUGUAGCUCUAGGAGGAUGGAAAAUAGUAAGAAUGGAUCCAAAACUACGACUUUAUACGAAGAUUUGUUACCCGUAAUGGCUGAUAAGCUCGAUGUUGAGACGUUUGUUUUGGAGCUUUGUGGAGGGUUCAGGCUGUUAGCUGAUCCUGAUAAAGGGAUGAUCACGCCUGAGAGCUUGAGGAAGAACGCGAGUCUUCUAGGAAUGGAGGCGAUGAGUAGGGAAGACGCAAUUGACAUGGUUCGUGAAGGAGAUCUUGAUUGGGAUGGAAUGCUAAAUGAAAGAGAAUUUUGCAUAUUGAUGGUGAGGCUUAGUCCUGGAAUGAUGAAUGAUGCUGAAAUGUGGCUUCACAAAGCUAUUGAACAGGAACUUCAAUCACCAACUGCUUAGUUUAGUACAAUUUACGUAGGUAACAUUGUAUUAUCUGCAUGAAAUAAUUGUUUCCUUUGACAU